AUGCCUAUUAGCCUGUAUAAUGUUGUUUAUAAAAUUAUCACCAAAGUAUUGACUAAUCGACUUCAGCCUUUUCUUCCAGAUAUUGUUAGUCCUUUACAAGGAGGUUUUAUUCUAGGUCGUGGUGCUCCUGAUAAUAUUAUUGUGGCUCAAGAAAUUCUGAAUUUCAUGAAGCACACAAAAUCCAAGAAAGGAAGAUAUCUUGGAGUUAACCUUAAUCAUUUCCGUACCAGUAAGGCUUCUUUUCAUUUGGUGAUUGAAAAGAUAUCUUUUUUUCCAAAUUGGGUUUGCGAUAAAUUGUCUUCGAUGAUGAGACAGUUCCUUUGGAAGGGUCAAGUUGAUGGUAGAGAUCUUUCUCUUGUUAAUUGGAGGACCGUGAUCACUCCAAAGAAAUUUGGUGGCCUGGAUGUUAGAGAUCCUACAUGUGUUAAUAUAUCUUUACUUGGUAAAUUGAAGAGUAUCUCAAAGGCUUUUGGUGCUCUUAAGGAUGCCUUCUCUUGGUGCGUUGGGUCACUUGAUCAAUCUUUUUGGUUUGACAAUUGGAGUAUUGAGGUCCCAAUUGCUCAAGAUGUCCCUUUUGUACAUAUAUCUGACUCUGAUUUAACUAUUAGAGACGUUUGGAAAGAUGGUCAAUGGAAUCUCCAUGAUAUUUUCUCUAUAAUUCCAGAAGAUGUCAAACAGCGUUUGAAUGCUUAUAAUCCGGAUUUAAAUGCUGGAGAGAGUUCGGGUUGGUCGUGGGGUGUAGUAUCUUCUAGACUCUACUUAGCUAGGCGUGGGUACAGUUGGCUAGCCAAAAGAAAGUUUGACUGGAAUGGGCAUGAUAAUUGGUUGUGGGUAUGGCGACUGCAUAUUCCUGAGAAGUACAAGUUCUUGAUUUGGCUCAAUCUUCAUAAUGCUAUUCCUACGGCAAAGUUUCGUUUGGGUCGUGGCUUAGCUUUAUCUAGCACCUGUCAUCGGUGUCAGAAUGGUUCUAAAUCCAUUCUUCAUUGUCUUCGGGAGUGCCCUAGUGCCAAGGAGGUCUGGAACCUUUUAGGCCUGUAUUCAGAUAACUCGGAUUUACGUGAUUGGCUCUACAGAGGUGCAAGGAGUGGAUAA
Molecule: messenger RNA, 1092 nt
Organism: Arachis ipaensis
Lineage: Eukaryota; Viridiplantae; Streptophyta; Magnoliopsida; Fabales; Fabaceae
Source: RefSeq, a predicted model, not a curated record